This is a messenger RNA of Branchiostoma floridae (Florida lancelet), 2737 nucleotides long. RefSeq lists its product as uncharacterized. NCBI's taxonomy places the organism in Eukaryota, Metazoa, Chordata, Leptocardii, Amphioxiformes, Branchiostomatidae. The transcript has 4 exons. The coding region runs from base 581 to 1372 and encodes 263 amino acids. The record is from RefSeq and is a predicted model, not a curated record.
UCGUCAGACCUUCGUGCCCUGUUUGUUGUUAUUACAUCGGUAACGAAAGCCUCGCGCAGUAAUUCAGAGGUUCAGUGACACCUCUUCUUUUUUCUCAAUCACUGUUGUGUCCCCAAGCAACGUGCGCUCUGAUUUCAGUAUUCAAAUCAAGACAUAUUCCUCUGUGUAUUGUAAAUAGCUGUCCCUUUGUUCUAAGUGGUGAGAUCAGCUUGAUGUGCGUGUUAUUUUCAGAUGUCCUUGGGUAGAAGCGGUGUGUGCUACCUGUUUCUGACAACGUGUUCCAAAAGUUUAAUAUUCCACGCAUCGCGCAGGGCCAAUUGCGCAUGCCGCAAGGUUCUUUUGUACCGAAGUCACUGAUGCGUUUGUUGUUGUUUAGCCUUGUCGAAAAUUCCUAGACACCAGGUAACUGGUAGAACAAGCCGGUAGAGUUCACACAGGGAUCCGCGGCAGUUACACGCUGACAUACCGUCCUUUCUCUCGGGCGCUGCUAUGGAGAAUAAGUCCAUGUACGAUGUGUUGAGAAGAUAAUUCUGAGUUGGGAAGUUGUGCUGGUGUCAGCUGCGGUGUUACAGGAGGGACCAUGCCUCGGUCAGCCCCGCCGGCCGGCCGGACCGGCCACAGAAGAGCAGCAGCAUGGGAGGGCUGCGAUGAUGACAUAAUUCUGGAGGUUCCGCGGACACAGUCGGCCAUGUCUUCGGACGGGCGGACGAACUGGGCCCUGCGCAGUAGGAAAUCAGAUGCAAACAAGGAAAUUGAAGAAUGGAUAUCUGACGUGAAGAGAGAGAAGAGCACAGUACGCACGUCGGCACAGCCGGCAGAGAACUACACGGAACAGCGGAUGUUAGAGUCCAAGUUGUACGACUUGUCUAAGGAAAGGUACAAGUUUCUGUCCCAAGCGAACUACCAGCGGAAAGCGUUCCUGGACAGGCAGCACCGGAAGACAAGCGUCAUGAAGGACUUGAUGCGGAAGGUGGACAGCAGCGCGUCUCACCCCCCUCUGCAACGGCAGAACAGCCGACUCAGCAACAGCCUCGGCGACACUAGUACUGACGUCAUGUCACGUAAGGCCAGCUCCAUCGUACCUGCUGCUACCGAGACAACAGCGCCCCCACCGCUUCCGACGAGAACUUCACGGGAGGACCUGUUGAGCUCUUUAGUGCAGACCACGCAGGCCUGGCAGCCCACGGCAGACCGGCGCUUCUCCAAGCUUGCUGAUGCCCUAUCUCCCACCUACGAGACGAACAAACAGGUAAACGUCGACCACAUCCUCAAGAGAUACCCUGACCGCAUGUCUGCUGCUGGUUCAACGGCGACGCAGUCAACAAGAAGGCACGCAUUUGGAAGGCCGCAAGGAAGGAAUAUCGUCAUAUGAAUUUGUCUACGAAAACCUUAUAUGUAACUUUACAUGUAUAAUUUUCAUCACAAGAUAUCGAAACAUGCCGUAAUAUCUGUUUAUGAAGGUUAGACAUCCAGGUAAAAAAUUUUCAAAUACAAUUCAAUCUCUACAACUGGAUAGAUAAAUCGGCCAGUUCACUCUAUAGUGAUACUGAAGAAGAGAGAUGGAGGUCACUCGAAACGUCCGGGAGUAAAUUUCUGUUUUAAAUCCAGUUGUGGAGAUUGCAUUGUAUCUGAAGACCGUACUUUCUAGUGUGAUUUUGAUCUCUAGCCCCAGUUGCUCCUUUUGGAUUGCAAUAUGCUUGUGGAACAACCAUAUCUUAAAUUAUAGGUAGGAUUUGUCUAAUUUAGAUGAUAGGGAGUAUUCCGAUAUAGUUUUUUUAGCGUCCUGCUGGUCAGACAAGGCCUCAAGGAAAGGGGGACAGAAAAAGGGUUAGAUCUUGUUGAAAGCACCACCUAGCGAAUUGUUUGAGAAUGACAAGGCCUGUGGCAAGGCAUGCGCAAUGUUGCUGAUUUCGUAGUUACAUAUCAAGUGGUGAGAAAAGUGUGAGCUAAACUGUAAUUUCCCUUCCUCGAAUAUUAAUAGGGUGCGUUAUGCGUUUUGAUGCUGUUAUAGAGCUUAGCUUUAAUUAGGUAAGCACAAUACGUUUUAUGUUAAGCCAUAAACUUAUCAAUAAAAUGUAAUCAUUUCGUGCAUGACUAAAAUGGGUGAGAAAAGUCCAGAUGUCACUUUUAGGUCACUUGGUGUUUUCAAAGAAAAUGGACCGUCCUUUACAAAUGUCAGCAGUCAACCUGGACUUGACCCAGAGUUGUACAUUGUAUGGUUAGUUGGUUGGCAAGAUUGUUAACGUUAUAACAAUAUUUUCAUCGAAACAAGAUCGCCAGUGUUAUACCCUGGAAGUAACACCGUCCAUUGAAUUCUUAGUUGUAAUGCUGGUAUUUUCCUAGAAAAAUCAACGGCAGUUUUGUUAUUAAGCCGUAGAUAAGCUGGUGUUUUCUUUUUCAGAAAUGAUAAGUUUAAGACCGUCCAUUGUAUGCAUUACCAUAGGUUACCAUGAUAUGACCAUUCAUUUUGCACACAUAUUCCAGUCGAAAAUACAUCAACAGUAUAAAACUUGCUUAAGCCAUAAAGGCCUAUAGCUAGGCCUGGGACUCAAUUAAGAUUCUACUUACUUCACCGUCCAUGUUCCGUCCGAGACAAGACCCGUCCAUGACAUUUUUGCCAAGUUUCGCUACUAAGCCGUCCUUUAAACUUACUAAUUGUAAGACAUAUAUGUACAUGUGUAGCUUUAUGUACACUUCUAAAUGUUGGAAACAGAAAUAAAACCGUCCUUUAAACUUA